Messenger RNA from Sesamum indicum (sesame), 1011 nucleotides. RefSeq names its product vesicle-associated protein 1-2. Gene Ontology annotation, biological process: endoplasmic reticulum membrane organization. The record is from RefSeq and is a predicted model, not a curated record. Gene Ontology annotation, cellular component: endoplasmic reticulum membrane; plasma membrane. NCBI's taxonomy places the organism in Eukaryota, Viridiplantae, Streptophyta, Magnoliopsida, Lamiales, Pedaliaceae.
AACAUUUUUAUAUAGGAAUUAUAACUGUUAUCUUCUCUUCAUUUCAUUUCAAUUCAAUUUUUUCGGUCAAUUAAUCUUGAAAAGUAGAAAAAAUGAGUUCCGGUGAGCUUCUCAACGUUGAGCCUUUGGAAAUGAAGUUCCCAUUUGAGUUGAAGAAACAGAUCUCUUGCUCUCUACAAGUAUCAAAUAAGACCGAAAACUAUGUUGCUUUCAAGGUUAAGACGACAAAUCCCAAGAAGUAUUGUGUUCGGCCAAACACUGGGAUUGUUUUGCCUCGUUCAACCUGUGAUAUUGUUGUCACAAUGCAAGCGCAGAAGGAGGCUCCUGUAGAUAUGCAAUGCAAAGACAAGUUUUUACUUCAGAGUGUAGUUGCAAGUCCUGGUGCAACUGCAAAAGACAUCACUGCAGAAAUGUUUAAUAAGGAGCAAGGACAAGUUGAAGAGUGCAAGUUGAAAGUGGUUUAUGUUGCACCACCUCAGCCACCAUCUCCAGUUGCAGAGGGAUCAGAAGAGGGUUUCUCACCAAGGACCAUUGGAAUGGAGAAUGGCACUGAGGUUUCAAGGAUGUUUGUUGAUAGUCAUGACAAAUUACCAGAGGCAAGAUCUAUUGUUUCAAAGUUGACAGAGGAAAAAGCUGCUGCAAUUCAACGCGGCAACAAACUUCGCCAAGAAUUGGAACUGUUGAAGCGUGAAAGCAAUAGAAGUGGAGGAGUAUCAAUCACCUUCGUCAUCAUCAUUGGCUUGCUGGGUAUAGUUUUGGGGUACCUCAUGAAGAGGACAUAAUUGUUUAUGCAACACUUCCAUUUUCACAUCUCUCUCUAUACCUAUGCAAAAUCUUUAGGUCAUACUUAUGUCUUAGCUAGCUUUGUAGUAGCUAAUGUUUCCUAUUGAGGUAUAUUAUACAUCUUGUUCAGCAUGAGCAUUAUUAUGUUUCUUUAUUAACAUUCUUUUGUAACUAAGAUUAAAUAUUUUGUAUGUGUUAUAUACAUAUAUAACAUCUUUUUAUAGUAAA